Molecule: messenger RNA, 12693 nt
Organism: Pseudomyrmex gracilis
Lineage: Eukaryota; Metazoa; Arthropoda; Insecta; Hymenoptera; Formicidae
Gene: ds
Product: protein dachsous
Exons: 17
Coding region: 1623-11573 (3316 amino acids)
Biological process (GO): homophilic cell-cell adhesion
Cellular component (GO): plasma membrane
Molecular function (GO): calcium ion binding
Source: RefSeq, a predicted model, not a curated record
GCCGCGCGGAACGGACGUUGGGCCCGAGAACGCGACACCUCGUGCUACCGCCGUGCUUAAAGAGGCUUGCUUUAUUGGCCUCGUCGCAUUUCGCGCUUAACAAAUUAUCGUCAUAUCGGGACCGAUUUUGUCGUUCGGUUGAAAAUCGGUAUUGACGUGCGUAAAAAACGUGAUCUUAAGCGCGAUACCAAGUGGGUUCUCUCCAAUCGGGAGGCUGCGGCCGCAGAUAUUGACGCGCAGAACGAGAGAAGAAACUGCUCGUCUCGGACAACACGCGUUCGGCUGUAUCUGCGAAAGUCGCGGAGAGAAGCGUAUAUAUAUAUUCGAAUCACGAGCAUCUCGCGGAAAAAAAAAAAAUAUCGUAGGGCGCGUACCGUAUUAUUCGGAGCAUUUCGAGGUCGGGCAGAAGCGCGUUAUUAAUUUUUAUUACCGCGAAAUAUAUCGACAAAUGUUAUCGUUAAAUUGACAGUACUUCGCUUUAUUUUCAAACAACGCGAUAAGACGCGCUAUCGCGUCAGCUUUUGUGAGAAUUAUUUAUGCGCGUUCUCCAGCUCGUUCUACUUCGCGAUUCCAAACGACAGACUAAUUCUCCGUCUGGUCGUUAACUCUCCGGCUUUGAAUUUAAUCGACGAUCGACGAUCUCAACACAGAAACAGAACAUAGAGCCAGCGCGAGAAUGGCAAUGACCGGUCUGGAACGUCGCGGAACGAAUUAGGCGCGUAAUCAACAGAAAACGAGAAGAGCUUGUGUGUGGGACCACGAAGAGAACUUUUCAAGGACAAAGUUGAGAGAAGUGUCCAUCGACACUUGACGACCAUGUAUGACGCGAGUCGGUCGCGCCGAGUUCACGACCGGUCGUGCUGAUCGUGCCGGUUAUCAGGCCGUAGACCUAAAGCGAAGAAUGUGCCAUAUCUCGCCGCGAAGAUAUCUCGGUGACAGUGAGUGUAGCGGAUAGCGCGAAAGAUAAAAGAAGAAAAGGAAAGGGUUAGGAGAAGAUCGAGAGAUAGAGAUAGCGAAACGGAGCGUUCCGCAGCAUCCGACUACGUUCGGCGAAGGAAUCUCGACGACGUUGGUAUGUUGCCGAGAAGCAGCCCGUGCGGCCACGGCAGGUCGACGACGCAGUGAGACAAUCGCUCGUGAAUGCAAACGUUCGUUCACCACAAAAGAGGGUAAAAUAUUCCGCGUGUGUGGAGAAGCGCGAAGUCGGUGGAAGUGAUACAGUUGAAACAAACCAGAGAUAAAAAAGCAGUGAUUUUUGGUGAUUGCUUCGGUGCUGGUGCUAAAUAAAUUAGGUGAUAAUAAAAGGUGCCGGUGAGAAAAAAGAUAAAGCGCGGUGGUCGUCAUCGUUUUUCCGUUUCGUUCUAGACAGAGAAGUUUCGUAGAGAAGAAAAAAUACCACGGAAGUGUGGGAGACUGAGUGUCGUGACGACACUCGCGACAUCAAGAAGACGCGAAAGAAUAACAAUCGAGUUUUGUACACGUCAUCGCGCCUGAGAGACGGCGCGUCCCGCGACUAGCGGCUUAGGAAUGGAAAGGUCGAGAUAAUAUCGCGAGACGGGAGGAGGAGGAGGUGGAGGAGGAGGAAGUGGAGAGGACGGCCGUGGCGUGUUGGAAGCCCCAGGAUGCGGCAUCUGCUACUACUGUUCCUCGUCCUGAGAGCGACCUUCGCCCCGGGCGAGCCCGAGCGCACCAAGUACCUGCAGAUCUCGGAGAACGCGCGGCCGGGCACCCGGGUGGGCUACAUCGAAGGCAUCAACGAGAACGAGACGCCGCCGUAUCUGAUAGUGCCGGUACCGGGCUCCGCGGUCGAUGUCGACUUGGCCGUCGAGUCCUCGGGUGAGAUAAGAACGAAGAACGUGCUGGAUCGCGAGACCAGGCCGACGUACGUCCUGGUUGAGCUCAAUUAUAAUUUCAAGGUCAUUAUCAAUGUGCUCGACGAGAACGACAACGCGCCCACUUUCCCGGUUAAGAGCGUCGAUGUGGAGUUUCCGGAGAACUCGCCACGCGACGCCAAACGCGCUUUGCCGCCGGCCAAAGACCCCGAUCUUGGUCAGUACACGACGCAACGCUACGAGAUUGUGUCCGGCAAUCACGGCGACGUGUUCCGACUUUUGCAGCAUCGCGGUCGCGACGGUGUCCUCUACCUGGAUCUGAACUCCGGUUCGCUCGACCGGGAAACGCGCUCCCACUAUCAUUUGGUGAUCGAGGCGCUGGAUGGAGGUUCGCCACCGCUUCGCUCGCGCUUACACGUGAACGUGACAGUGCAGGAUGUCAAUGACAAUCCGCCCAUCUUCAACCAGACUCGCUACGUCACAAGCGUGCCGGAAAACGCGACCGUCGGCACGCCGGUGCUCGCGGUCAACGCAACCGACGCCGACGCCGACGACAACGGUCGCAUCGAAUACUCCAUUAAUCGGCGACAGUCUGACCGCGAGGAGAUGUUUCGCAUCGACUCGGAGACCGGUAUGAUCUACGUCAACAAGGCUCUCGACUUCGAGUCGAAAGAGCGGCACGAAUUGGUGAUCGUUGCCCGGGAUCGCGGCGCUCAACCGCUCGAGGCGAGCGCCUUCCUGUCCGUAAGCGUGACCGACGUCAAUGACAAUCAUCCGACCAUCACCGUCAUCUUCCUGUCGAACGACGCGACUCCGAAGAUCAGCGAGAGCGCGCAACCUGGCGAAUUCGUCGCGCGGAUAUCGAUCAGCGAUCCCGACACGAGAACCGAACAUUUGGGCAAUGAUGUCAAAGUAACCGGCGGCGAGGGUCACUUCGACUUGACCACGCGUGACAAUAUUAUUUACCUGGUUGUUGUGGAAAAACCGCUGGACCGCGAAGAAACGCCGAUCUACGAUCUGUCGGUGGAGGCGACCGACAGAGGUACGCCUCCUUUGCGUGCCGUGCGCACCUUCCGACUGAUCGUCACUGACGUGAACGACAACGCGCCUCAGUUCGAACGCGAGAAGUACGAAGCGCAUCUCAUGGAGGCGUCGGAACCCGGGACGUCGGUGCUUCACGUGACCGCGACCGAUCUCGACGAGGGUGCCAACUCGGCUAUUCGUUACUCGCUGCAGAACACCACGUGGUUCACGAUAGACGAGACGACCGGACUCAUCAGUACGGUGACACACGUGGACUGCGAGGCCGAUCCGGCGCCGACCUUUGUUGUAGUCGCGACGGAUUCCGGACGUCCGCCUCUCAGCAGCAGCGCGACCGUGAGUGUGACAGUGCACGAUCUCAACGACAACGAGCCGAUCUUCGAGAAGCCGCUCUACAACGCCACCGUGUCGGAGGACAUGUCCGUCGGAAACUGUUUUCUCAAGGUGCAAGCCACCGAUCCUGAUUGCGGCGUAAACGCGAUGGUCAAUUAUACCCUGGCCGGCGGUCGACUGGAGAGCGAGCAACUCCUGGUGCGCAGUGAUACCGGGCAUAUUUGCGUCCGGUCGCCUCUGGACAGAGAAACGGCGCCUUAUCUGGAGCUGCCUGUCAUUGCCACCGACAGAGGUGGAUUGAGCACAAUAGCGAUCGUGCGUAUUCUGGUGACGGACGUGAACGACAAUCCGCCGAUUUUCGAGCCCCGCAAGUACAACGUGACUCUGCGAAGCGACAGCGUGGUUCACGGUCCGAUUCUGCGACUGGUGGCGACCGAUCUCGAUGCCGGUUUAUUCGGUCAGCUGACGUAUCGCAUCACCGCCGGCAACGAGGCCGGAAUGUUUCGCAUCGAUCGUAACACCGGCGAAUUGCACUUGGUAAGACCGAGCGUGCUCUCGCGCUCGCCGUUGUAUCAGCUCAACGUGACGGCAACGGACGCGGCCGGUCUGAAGAGCCUCGUCGACGCCGAGGUCAAGGUCACCGUUUCUUCCGCCGGACACAAGAUCGCCACCUGCGAAAAACCGCGUUACACCAUGACGGUCAAGGAAAGCAUCCUGGUGAACAGCGUCGUCGGCGGCGUGAAGAAAGACAACGCGGCAACGUCAUCCUCCUCGACAGGCGAACAGCCAAGCAGGUUUUAUCUUGCGAGAGAGGAAGCCGAUCUCUCGCUGGAUCCCAAUACGGGGAUGCUGAGGAUUCGACAGCCGCUCGAUCGGGAGUCACGUGACAAAUACGUUCUCAGCGUCGAGGCACGUAAUGGCGGCUCCGUUGGAUAUUGCCAGAUCGAAUUGAUCGUCGAGGACGUGAACGACAACACGCCGUCGUUUCGCACGACCAGCGUUCGCAUCUCGGUGCCGGAGUCGCAUCCCUUGCACGUGCCGCUUUACGUGGCGCACGCCACCGAUCCGGACACAACACCGGCUCCGGCGUUGAUGCGCUACAUCCUCGGUCAAAAUAGCAACGAUCUGUUCGGGAUAGACGGGCACAGCGGCGAGGUCUAUUUGACGAGGCGAUUGGAUUACGAGACCCAGCAGCGCCACGGGCUUCUGAUAAGGGCGCUGGACGGAGCUGGGCUCUCGGCUAACCUCAGCCUCAGCGUUGAGGUGCAGGAUGUGAAUGACAACCCCCCAGUGUUCGAGAGGAACGAGUAUCACGUGGAAGUUCCCGAAGGCGCCAGGCUCGAUUCUCAGAUUCUUCAGGUGACAGCUGUCGAUCUGGACACGGGAAACAACGCGAGACUGAGCUAUCGUCUCGUUGGCUCGGCCGCCUUUCGCAUCAAUCCCAAUACCGGUUGGAUCUAUCUGGUGCAGAAUUUGGACCGCGAGGUUCUUGAUCGCCACGUACUGACGAUUCUCGCGACCGACAACGGAUCUCCCGCGGCUACCGCGAGCACCUCCGUGCUGGUUACGGUUCUGGACGACAACGACAACGAUCCACGAUUCGGAAAGGACUUCUACGGCUUCGAACUGCUCGAGAAUCUUCCUUCCGGUACGCUGGUAGGUUCUGUGAACGCGACCGAUCCCGAUCUCGGCAACAACUCGCUCCUCAGAUACGCGAUAGUUCAGGCCAACAGCAGCUUCGCCGUGGAUCCCGACACAGGCGAGAUCACAACGCGCGAGCCGCUCGAUCGCGAAACGAAGAGCGUACACGAGCUGGUUCUGGAGGCGCGGGAUCGGGGAACACCGUCCAGGGCGACUCGGGUACCCAUGAAGGUCACGGUACUGGACGUAAACGACAACUCGCCCGAGAUCGUCGAUCCUCAGAGGGAUGUCGUCAGCAUUCGGGAGGAGCAACCGUCGGGAACGGAAGUCGCCAAGGUGCGAGCUCUGGACAUCGAUCUCGGUGAAAACGCUUCGGUGACUUACAGCAUCUUGAAAGAUCGAGAUUCGGACGGCUACAACGUCUUCACCAUCGACCCGAUCACAGGCAUGAUCAGGACCAAGGCCGUGCUCGAUCACGAGGAGCGCAACGUCUACCGGGUGUCCGUAAAGGCGACCGACGCCGGACAUCCGCCGCGGCACAGCGUCCGCGCGUUGCGAGUCGAGGUGCUGGCGCUCGCGGACAACCGGCCGACCUUCACAAGCAGCAGUCUUACCUUUAACGUGCGCGAGGACGCGAGUAUCGGUCACGCGGUGGGGUCAGUGUCGGGGGCGAGUCCAGCGGGUCGCGUGGCCUUCACCUUGGACUCGCUUACGCCGAUCAGCAAGUUUCCCGCUUUCGACGUCGAUCGCAGCUCGGGUCAGCUGGUGGUCGCCAAUUCUCUCGAUCGCGAGAGCGUGAGCGAAUAUCAUCUGGAGAUUCGCGCGUUGGACACAACUUCGAUCGGAAAUCCCCAGAGCAUCGCCGUCUCCGUGAAGAUCGUCAUCGAGGACGCAAAUGACAACGCGCCUAAAUGGCCGCAGGAUCCUAUAACCGUGCGCGUGUUCGAGAAGGCAGCGAUCGGUUCGACAAUUUACAAUCUGACCGCGAGCGAUCUGGACAGCGGAUUGAACGGCGAGCUCAGAUACGGUCUUGUGGCUGAGUUUCCGCCGAAAGAUUGCUUUGCCGUGGACUCUCUGACCGGCGCUUUGACGCUCGCCAAGCAACUGGACCGAGAGGAACGCGGGGAGUACACUUUGAUCCUAAAGGCGUCGGAUCGGGCGUCGCCGGGAGAGCAACUAGCUUCCACGGUCACCGCGAGAAUUAUCGUUCUCGAUCAGAACGACAACGAUCCCGUCUUCGUCUCGCCGGAAUCAACGGAAAUAUCGGUCGCGUCGAAUCUUCAAACCGGUGCCAGCCUCGUGAGAGUCGUUGCCGUGGACAAGGACUCGGGCGAUAACGGCCGGGUGUCCUACGUGAUAACCUCGGGCAACGAGGAGGCGCGGUUUUCCGUGGGCUACGACUCCGGCAUCGUGACUCUCAUGAAACCCGUCACAAAGCUCACAGAUCUCGAGAUUACGGCCAACGAUCACGGAUCGCCGCCCCGCAAAGCCGUGCUGAAACUUAGCCUGACACCGGCGACGGCACAGAUGAGCGGACCUCCUCGCUUACUAAAACCGAAUCCCGUUGUCAUGAUUUCCGAGAAUCUUAACGUCGGAGCUUCCGUGCUGGACGUCGCGGGACCGGCAGCGAAACAAAAAGAAGGCAACGUCACCUUCAGCAUCCCGAACGACACGGCUUCGAACAAGUUCGCCAUUUCGUCCGACGGUCAAGUCACUCUUCGAAGUCCGUUGGAUCGCGAGAAGGUCUCCCGUUACUCCGUUUCCAUCUUGGCGAGAUCCAACAAGCGAUUGGACAUCACCAAUCUGGAUGUGAUCGUGUUGGACGAGAACGACAACAGUCCGGAAUUUCGUCCGGGUUCUUGCUACACUCUCGCCGUGCCGGAAAAUCAAAAGAUUUCUGCGAUUCACACCGUAGCCGCGACCGAUACCGACGAAGGAAAGAACGGCGAGAUCGUCUACAGCAUCGCAAGUGGCAAUAUCGGCUCCAAGUUCAAUCUGAAUCCCACUUCCGGUGUGUUAUCGAUGUCGAAUCUGGAUCGCGAGACCGUGCCCAAGUACGUUCUGACGAUCUCGGCUAUGGACAGGGGAAAGCCGAGUCGGGAAUCGCACUGCAAUCUCACCGUGAUCGUUCUGGACAUCAACGACAACGCGCCGACGUUCGCGCAGAAUCAGUACACGGAGUUUCCCUCGCGUAACGGAGGUUUUCAGUACGGGUCGUCGAACUACCCGGCGAAUUAUCACUCCGCCAAGUACGCGACGACCAUUUUGGAGGACGUUCCGCCGGACUCGAGCGUGAUGUCCGUAAAGGCGGCGGAUCCGGAUCAGGGUGCAAACGGGAAGAUAACGUACGCCAUCGCCGAGGAGACAAGCUGGCUCUUCAGGGUCGACAACCUGACCGGCGUCGUAACUACCGCCGGUUCACUGGACCGCGAACGUCAGAACAGCUAUACCUUUCUGAUAGUCGCCACGGACAGUGGCAAGUACGACGCGAAGAGCACGUCAAUAUCCGUCGAGAUCACCAUCAGAGAUGUCAACGACAACGCGCCGGUUUUUCACCAAUAUCCCUUUCGGACGCACGUGUCGAUUGGCACGCAACCAGGCCAGAAUAUCCUUCGGGUGUCGGCGACGGACGCCGACGAGGGUGCCAACGGCGAGAUCGUGUAUUCGUUUCUGCACGAACAGGAGAAACCCAAGUUUCGGAUACACCCGAGCACCGGGGAAGUGACGGCGGCGCUAUCGCUCUCGCAGGACAACGGCAAGACGUAUCAUCUGCAGGUGUUAGCCACAGACAAGGGAAAUCCGCCCAAGAGCGCCGAAGGUUUGAUCGAGCUUCAGGUCGGCGAUCACGCGGAUCUAACGCCCGCGCUGAAGUUUCAGAACGACACGUACAACGUCGUCGUUCAGGAGAACUCGGUGUCUGGCACGGAGAUCGUUCAAAUCACAGCGGUGCGCACCGACGGCAGAAGACAGCACGUUUCUUAUUCAAUCGCGUCGGGAAACGACUUCGACACAUUCGCGAUCGACGAAAAUAGCGGCCUGCUGCGUGUCAACAAUCCCAUAAGACUGGACGCUGAGCUCUGGAACGACUUGACGGUUAGGCCUAGUGACGAGGUGCCGGACGAGGAGGGUCGUACCAAUUCGUGGGGUAGAUCUCUGGAGGGUCAACAGCCGAAGGAAGAGCCCAGAGAAAGCUCGAGACACAUCCUCAAUAUAGUGGCGAGAACAGCGGGACCGGAUGUUUUGGAAGCGUAUGUCAAAGUAAUCGUCAAGGUAUUCGACGUCAACGAUAAUCCGCCGAUCUUCACGCAAAUACAGUAUUCGGCUACUGUGCUCGAGGGAAACGCCAAGGGAGAUUUCGUCGUGAAGCUUUCAGCAAGUGAUGCUGAUCAAGGACUGAACAGCAGAAUUCUAUACCAUAUUGUGGAUGGAAAUCCGGACAACGCUUUUACAAUAAGCCCGCCGUACAGUGGUGUCGUUCGAACAAAUAUAGUUCUUGAUCGCGAAAUACGUGAAAAGUAUAGGCUGACCAUCAUUGCAACCGAUCAGGGAAAUCCGCAAUUAACCGGCACAGCGGCUUUGAGCGUGAGGGUGAUCGAUGUCAACGACAAUCAACCUACCUUUCCUGAACACAGCAUUAUUUCAAUUUCAGAAGGUACUAUUCCGGGCACCGUGCUGACUACCCUCACAGCGAACGACGUUGACAGCUCGCCGGAGCUGACAUAUCGAUUCAGCAACAUGACGAGUUCAGGACCCUUCAGCAUCGACAGGUACGGCGGCAAGAUCGUCCUGCGGGAGCGUCUGGACGCCGAGACGCGUUCCGAAUAUACUCUUCGGGUGAUUGCCAGCGAUGGAAUUCACGAGGCUACGACCGAUCUCACCGUACGUGUGACCGAUCUCAACGACAACGCGCCGCGAUUCGAGCAGGCUGCCUACGUGGCUGUUCUUUCAGAAGGUCGAGAAGCCCUGCAGGAGAUUUUGACGGUGAACGCUACGGACGAUGACCUCUUGGAGGAGAACAGCCGAAUACGAUAUUACUUGCUGCGACCCGUGAAGGGAUUUUCGAUACAUCCGACGACCGGGGUUCUGACUGUCAAUCGCACCGCGAUUCCCAGACCGAUACCGAAGGAAAUGAACUUGGCGAUCGUCGCGGAGGAUCACGGCAAACCUCCGGCGUCGUCAAUGUGCUCGGUCGUUGUGCGACUGAGCAGUCUGAAGAACGCUUCUCCCGGCCGUGAAUACAAACUCACGGUAAAGGAGAACUCACCGAAAGGCACGACGCUAAUGAGGCUCUCUGAUGUGGACUUGCUGGACGGAACCAUCGUUGCGGGUGACGAUAGCGGAAUGUUCGAAAUAUCGAGAAACAUGUUAAUCCUCUCCAGAGCUCUCGAUCGCGAGACCAAAGACAGUUACGUGUUGCGCUUGAGCAGCAAGAGCGAGAACGUGACAGAUUCGCUGGUGGGGGACGAGCCGGUGACAAUGACGAUCAUCGUGGAAGAUGUCAACGACAAUUCUCCGCGCUUUCUGCAGGACAUCUACGAAGUGUCGAUUCAGGAAAACGCUACGCAGGAAACCACCGUUACCGUUCUGCGAGCUAAGGAUGACGAUUUGCCCAACAGCGCGGCGGCUACGUUGUUGUACGACAUCACCUCAGGAAACGACCGCAAUCUAUUCCGCGUCGAUAAGACAACCGGAGCCAUUUUGGUGAACUCAACGCUCGAUUGCGAUCUCGAGCCGGAUAUCUACAAUCUCGUGGUGAUGGCGUGCGACAGCGACCCGGUUCUGCCUCUCUGCGCGCUCGCCAAACUUCGCAUUCAUCUCGAAGACGUGAACGACAACAGUCCGAAAUUCCCAGUUUCCGAAUAUCUCGAAUUUGUUGGCGAGAACGAGCCGAUCGGCACGACCGUCUUCACGGCACGUGCCACAGAUUUGGAUCGCGGCAUCUUCGCGGGUUCGUUGAACUACUCGAUUGCUUCAGCCGCCGCAAACGGAUUUUCCGACAUUGAUGACAGUUGGAAACUGUUCGAGGUUGACGCCAAGUCGGGCACCGUCACCACUCGCGCCAUGUUCGAUUACGAGCAACGAAAUCGAUACGCGUUCACGUUGCGCGCCACAGACACAGGCGGUCUUCGCACGGGGGUUAACGUUAGAGUGGAGAUCGAAUCGAGAGACGAGUUCUUCCCGCAAUUCACCGAGAGAACGUAUCGAUUUGGAAUAAGAAGCAGAAGUCAGAUGAUACCAGGCACGGUGAUUGGUCAUGUCACGGCAACCGAUCGCGAUAAAGGACCCGACGGCCGAGUUGUGUAUCAGCUGACGUCCCAGCAUCCUUAUUUCAAAUUGAAUCGAACAACCGGCGCAUUGAUUGUGAAACAAAAGUUGAUGCACAUUGACAUGGACGUGGAAAGACCUACCAGAUUAAUAGUCAGCGCGAGUUCCGGUAGGCAGGGCUCUUUGUCUAACAAGACGGUAGUGGAGAUCACUCUGAUGGACGACGACGAGCUGAACGGAGCUACCGCUCUGGCGACACCGACGGACGUUGGCUCGAAUAUGGCUGUGGCUCCUACCGGAGGUUUAGCUGAUUGGGUUGUGGGUCUGCUAAUCGCUCUUUUUCUUCUGAUUCUUGCGUUUGGUGCUCUCUUCCUUUAUCUCCACAUUCGUAAUCGCCGUCACAAAAAGCCCGGCACGAAACCGGGAUUGAACGGAGAGAGCAACGCUACCGCGUCCAACAGCUACGUAGAUCCGAGCGCGUUUGAUACAAUUCCGAUCAGAAGUGUGGCCGGAGUAAGCGCGAGCGGAAACGGUAGUUCCGGAAGCGCUGGAGGCGGGGGCGGCGGCGCGUCUUGCCAAUUCGCACCUCCGAAGUACGACGAGAUACCUCCCUACGGAACGUCCGGUCAAUCCGGGCAACAACAGGCUACCUCCGAGCUAUCCGGAAGCGAUCAGUCCGGUUCUUCCGGCAGAGGCUCCGCUGAGGAUGACGGGGAAGAUGAGGAGAUCAGAAUGAUCAACGAGGGCCAACAGACCGGCGAUUCCGCGAGUGACCUUUCAGUUCAUAAUACUCAGGAAUACUUAGCUAGAUUAGGCAUCGUGGAUCCUCCAGCUGGAACGCCUAGAAGACCUCCCGAGGCUCUUCCUCUGGAUAGUUUGCACCUGUUCGAAGACGAGGCUAGUACUGAAGCGGACAUAGCGACGUUAAUCUACGGCAAGAUCGGAGAAUCCGGACGACCCACUUCCGGCCUAGAAAUGCCAGGCGGACCGUCGAUGAACGGUUCCCUGAGUUCCAUCGUGCACAGCGAAGAAGAGCUUACCGGUUCGUACAAUUGGGACUAUCUGUUGGAUUGGGGACCUCAGUAUCAACCGCUAGCGCACGUGUUCAGUGAGAUCGCCAGGCUGAAGGACGACGCUGCUAGCGUUCAGAGCGGAAAUUCCGGUAGCAGCGGCAAGACCAAGUCUGUACAUAAAGCGCCGCCGCCGCCGUUGCUCACUUCCGUCGCUCCGAGGUCGUUGGCUGCGCCAGCAUUAGCAAGGGGAAUUUUGCCGAGGUCGCCGAUCAGCCAUGACGCCUCCACUUUUCCCUCUGCCGCACUGAGUCCCAGUUUCUCACCUUCGUUAUCACCUCUGGCCACGAGAAGCCCCAGCAUCAGUCCUCUCGUUCCACCCACCACUCAAAGAUCCAAUCAAAGUGCCAAUCGAGGAAUUCCCGUCACCGACGCUGAGCUCAGGAUUUGAAUAUCACACUCCGAUUGAGUAAAAUCCGGCGUAUUUCGUGUACAAGUUUUUUUUUUAAGUGUUAAUUCAGUAAAAUGACUCGCCGGAAGAGCGAUAUCGGUGAGACAAUGCAAAAUGCCUCGUGUAAAGCAAAUUAAAUGAUAUUUCUGUUUAUAAACGCGUUGUUGUUGUAACACACGAGUGAUGUUAGCAGCUCUCUCAGACUGUGUGAGUGACGCGAUUCGAGAACAUGCGAUAAUUAACAAAUGAUUUUAAUUUAGAAAUUUUAAUUUGACCGACUGUUAGAAGAAACGAAUCAAUUUCUUUUGUCGUGUGCCGUCGCUACCUUCCCGCGCUUAAUUGUUAUUUGUGAUUAACUGACAAAGGGGAAUUUACAGAGACAAGUUUAAUCUUGUCACGAGGAGAAUGAAAAGAGUGAAAUAUUAUACACUUAAGUGUGAGACAAAGAGCGCGGGAAAGCGGCGAUUGCACGUCGACAAAUCUCUGUUUUGCAAUACGGAUGGCGUUCCUCGUGCGCAUCACGAUCGAUCGCUGACGGGAAGUGUUUCUUCCCGAGCGGAAAUGUAUUGUAAAUAUUCGCGACAGCGCCUUAGUCAUUAAGUAGCAUUGUAAAUAACAAUUCACGAGAAUAACGAUGUUGUCAUAAUCAAAAAGAUAGACUGUCCUUAUAUAAAUUUCGGAUGAUCGCGCCGUGUUCAUCGAGCCGCGUGUGAAUUGUGUACAGUACGAUAAUUAAUUUUAUAAAUGUCAAAUAUACAAUAUAUAUAUAUAUAUAUAUACUACGACGAACAUGGCGAUAUCAUUCGAGAAAUAAAACGCGCCACCACGAGCGAACUGAUCACACCGGAUUUCGUGGUGGUUGCAAUUUAAAAAAGAAAAAAAGAAAACGCUCCUUCGUUGAUUAAUUGUUACUGCGUCCUUGACUCCUUUCCCGAGUGCGAUCUCGAUGUAACGGGGAAGGAGAAGCCGAAAUCUCAGCCAGAUUUACAUAUACGCGCAACUGAAAAAAAAAUUAUAUAUAUAAAUAUGUCAUAUUUUGUAUAAAAAUCGCUCUCUGUACAAAGACUUUCCAGCCGAGGCCUUCGGUGACGUGGGCCUUAAAUAAAUGAAUUUUUUAGGA